Closterium sp. NIES-65 is the source of this 1146-nucleotide messenger RNA. Lineage: Eukaryota; Viridiplantae; Streptophyta; Zygnematophyceae; Desmidiales; Closteriaceae. The record is from the annotation of a GenBank genome assembly.
AUGGGCGCCGGUCGGUCCGCCUCCGACGCCGUGCGGCGGUGCGGCGAGCCGCGGCUGCUGCCGGCACGACGGGGGAGCAUUGGCGCACGCGCUAGUGUUGAACAGCGCCACGUGGCAGCGGCGUCAGCACAAGCGGCGGACACAGCGGCCUUCUCGCAGGGCGGCUUCGAGCAGCUGCUGCUGGACCUGCAGGCCGCCAUCUGUCACCAGUCAGCAGAGCGGGACGGCAGCGGCAAGGCGUUCGUGGAGGAGCGGUGGGAGCGCGACCCCGGCAACCCGUGGGCGGGGUAUGGCAUCACCCGCGUGCUGGAGGGCGGCCAUGUGCUCGAGAAGGCCGCUGCCAACGUGUCCAUCGUUAGAGGCCAGCUCACUGCGGCACGCGCCAAGGCCAUGAGUGCGAGGCAGGGGAGGCAGCUGGCAGAGGGGACGGGGUACUUCGCCGGUGCGCUGUCGCUGGUGUUCCACUCCGCGCACCCGCUCAUCCCCACCUUCCGCUCCGACAUCCGCUACUUCCAGGUGGACGGGCAGAACGGCUGGUUUGGUGGAGGGGCCGACCUCACGCCUUCAUACCUCUUCCCGGCGGACAUCAGGGAAUUCCACGCGUUCUACCGCGCCAUCUGCGACCGCUACCACCCGGCGCUGUACGCGGCGGCCAAGGCGCAGUGCGACGGGUACUUCUACCUGCCGGCGCGCGCGGAGCACCGCGGGGUGGGCGGCAUCUUCUUCGACGACCUCGACCGCAUCCCCCCACCCCACGCCCCCCUCGCCCUCAGCCCCUCUGCCGCUCCCGCACCCGCUACUGCUGCUGGCGCGGGCGAGGAGGGCUUUGAACGGGCGCAUCGCUUCACGGUGGACGUGGCGCGGGGCUUCAUGGACAGCUUCUGGCCCAUCGUGGACAGGCGGCGUGGCUUGGCGUUUACUGAGGCGCAGCGGCAGUGGCAGCUGGAGCGGCGGGGGCGGUACCUGGAGUUCAACCUGCUGUACGACCGCGGGGUGAAGUUCGGCAUGGAUGGCCACGGGCGCGUGGAGUCCAUCAUGGUGUCCGCUCCACCGCUGAUCGCGUGGCGCUACAACGUGCAGCCGCAGCCAGGCUCGCCAGAGGAGGAGCUGGUCAAGGUGCUCAAAUCGCCCGUUGACUGGGCGUGA